UGUAGGUCCUGUGCCUUUGAGCUGCUCAAAGCGACUUUCCAAGAAAGGUGACAGCUGCAGCUCUCAGGUGGUGAUGGAGGAAUGCACUUCAGGAGAUGGUGGCAGUUGAGCAGGAGCUGCCAGCAGCAUCUUCCAUGGAGACAGCAGCCUGACUUCCUGCUACUCCCCCAAGAGAAGUCACUUGCUGGUAUCAUCCCAGAGUUUCUGAGAGGUUUAACUCCAGCAGAGGAGAGGGGGCAGUCCUGGAGUGUGCAGAAGAGAACUUCCUGACACAAGUGCUUUCUGCUGAGAGGAUCUGAAGGGCUGCUGAAGAGAGGGGAGAGGGGAAAAAAAAAAAAAGAAAACAGCCAAGCCAGUGGCAUCUCUGUGGAUGUGGAACAAGGGAGUCGCUCGGCUGGCGCAGAUUCCCGGGCUAAGUCGGGAGUUACAGCUGUUCCUGCGGAGCUCCACGGGCCGCGGGGACAGCGCCGGGGCACAGGCACAGACCGGGCUCGAGCUCUUCCCUCGUCCGGCUCACCUCAGCAUCACCAUGGAGCCCAACAGCCCCAAAAAAAUACAGUUUGCUGUGCCCCUGUUUCAGAGCCAAAUAGAUCCUGAGGCAGCUGAGCAGAUCAGGAAAAGAAGGCCUACGCCAGCAUCACUCGUCAUCAUGAACGAGCACAUGCCCCCAGAAAAGGAUGAGAAGAGAACAAAUAUCUCGCAGGCAGAGUCGCAGAGUGCCUCUCCCAAGCAGAGGAAGCAGAGCGUCUUCACCCCGCCUGCCCUCAAAGGGAUUAAGCAUCUGAAGAGUCAGAGUGAGUCAGUGUUUCCAGAAGAAGAAGAGGGACUUGGCGAGCGGGAAGAGGAGUGGGGCCAUUAGCCAGCGCGGAGCUGCCCCGAGCCCAGAGCCCCUGCCCUGCCCUCGGCCCGCCGUGUCCUGCCCCCCGCGGGGGCUCUGCAGGCACUGCACACGUGUCCUGGGGCCCUUCUUCCCCGAGACAAAACUGUUAUUUUAGUCAUUUUUUUCUUUUAUUUUCUAUGACUUAGAAAUGUCAUUUGCAAUUGUGUUAGCUCCCUGACGUCAGUACUGCCAGAGCUUAACUACUGCGUGUGAGCUGUAUCUAAGGCUUGUUGUAAAUAAAAGUGAUUUAAAAGGUACAAAAUAAAUAAUACAUUAAUUUAGACAAGAUUGUCUGUUGUACAGAGGGUUUGUCUUGCUACAGGGAAAUGUUCACAUAAAAUGAUCCUUUUGGUUAAGGACAGUUUUUACCCU
This is a messenger RNA of Onychostruthus taczanowskii (white-rumped snowfinch), 1252 nucleotides long. It is a transcript of the gene PPP1R1C, whose product is annotated as protein phosphatase 1 regulatory inhibitor subunit 1C. Gene Ontology annotation, biological process: intracellular signal transduction. NCBI's taxonomy places the organism in Eukaryota, Metazoa, Chordata, Aves, Passeriformes, Passeridae. Gene Ontology annotation, cellular component: cytoplasm. Gene Ontology annotation, molecular function: protein phosphatase inhibitor activity. The record is from RefSeq and is a predicted model, not a curated record.